Molecule: messenger RNA, 1092 nt
Organism: Cornus florida
Lineage: Eukaryota; Viridiplantae; Streptophyta; Magnoliopsida; Cornales; Cornaceae
Product: PLASMODESMATA CALLOSE-BINDING PROTEIN 3-like
Exons: 5
Coding region: 197-865 (222 amino acids)
Source: RefSeq, a predicted model, not a curated record
CCUUUCAGCCUGGGUAUUUUUUUGGUCCAGUAAGCACUCAUUUCCAAAACACCCCUUCUCUCUCUCACCCUCACUCAGCCUCUGCUAGAGCUGUUACCAGCUUUAUUUCUCUGAGCACCACUAUUAUACCUCCUCCUCCUCUUCUUCUUCUUCUUCUUCUUCUUCACUUAGCUUGAGCUUGUUCCAUCUCUUUAUCAUGGCUUGUUUGGUGUUCUUGGUCCUUUUGUUGGCCAUGGCUGGGCAUUCAAAUAUGAGUUCCAUUACUCUCCCUUCCCCUCAACAACAACAACAACAACAACAACAAAAAGAAAAAAGCAAAAAAUGUGCUACAUGGUGUGUUUGCAAGGAAGGAAUGGGUGAUAGUGUGCUACAGAAGUCAUUGGAUUAUGCUUGUGGAGCUGGGGCUGAUUGCAAUCCAAUCCAUUCAGCUGGAUCUUGUUACAACCCCAACACAGUGAGGGCUCAUUGCAACUAUGCUGUUAACAGCUAUUUCCAAAAGAAGGGUCAAGCUCAAGGCUCAUGUGAUUUUUCUGGCACUGCCACUGUAUCUACAUCUGACCCUAGCACUACUGGUUGUGUUUAUCCUACUAGUGCCAGCUCUACAACGCCUACCAGUACUACUCCGGUCACGACAACGCCAACCACGCCUACAACCACGACACCAUCAUCGACGACCACACCCAUAAGCGGCUCUCCUUACGUGACAACACCUUCCACCGGAGUGGUUGGCACCGGUUUAGGCCCGUCCGGAGUUGGCAUCAACACAGAUAUGAGUCAUGGUGGGCUUGCACUUCAGACAACCAGCUUCUUCUCUUUCUGGACAACCACCUCCUUGUUUUCAGUAUUCAUGUUAUUGUGGGGUUGAAGAAGUAGAGUAGUGGUCUGUGGUGGUGGUGGUGGGGUAGGAUGGUCAAUAUCAAUGUUGGAACCUCAGUACAUGAUGUGCAAAGAUGGUGUUGGGUAUGCAUGCGACUCUUUUAAGUAUUAGUUUGUGGGGAAUAUCUAAAAGACAAUCUUCCUUAAAUUUGUUGGUUUCCUCCCACCCUUGCUUGGGAAAGAUGGGCUUUAAUUUUGAUUCCUUUUGGGUGGUGA